AUGAUUCAACCAAGCUUACAUGCAGCAUCUAAAUGGAUCAUCCGAAAUACAAUAAUCAGUAAUGAGAGUCUUACUCCUGAAUUCAAUCUCCGUCUCAUCACAAUUGCUAGCCCUCUGUGGAUGAGUACUCCUGAUUCUUGCCCGCUUCCUGAUCCAUAUUGGGCAUUUUAUUGGCCUGGAGGACAAGGACUUUCUAGAUAUAUUCUGGAUAAUAAAAGUUUAAUCCACAAUUCGAAAAUUUUGGAUUUUGGAGCGGGAUGUGGUUCUGCUUCAAUGGCAGCUGUAGUUUCUGGAGCUUCAAAGAUUCUGGCUAAUGAUAUCGAUAAAUAUGCUCUCGUAUCUACAAAACUAAACUUCCAUUUGAAUAAUCUAAAGGACUCAAAGAUUCAAUAUUCAGCCAAGAAUUUUCUAGACGAGCAAAAUCGAAAUUUAUCUGUUGAAUACUUCAACGAUUCAGAAGACCAGAAUAAAUACAUUCUUCUGGGUGACAUGUUUUAUGAUUCGGAUUUCGCCGAACUUCUUUUCAAAUGUUUGAAAAGAAUCCAAGAUAAACACGGAACUCGAGUUCUUGUUGGAGAUCCGGAUCGUCAUCCAUUGGUGGAAUCUGAUUAUUUGAAAAGAUAUAAAACGAAAUUCACAAAAGUCCAACUUGCUGAAUACUCUCUUCCUGGAUACGUCAUCAAAGAACAUUAUGGCUUUAAUACUGCUAAAGUCUUCGAAUUGAAGUUUCACUGA
Caenorhabditis remanei is the source of this 735-nucleotide messenger RNA. RefSeq lists its product as uncharacterized. Lineage: Eukaryota; Metazoa; Nematoda; Chromadorea; Rhabditida; Rhabditidae. Gene Ontology annotation, biological process: peptidyl-lysine trimethylation. Gene Ontology annotation, molecular function: protein-lysine N-methyltransferase activity. The transcript has 4 exons. Gene Ontology annotation, cellular component: mitochondrial matrix. The record is from RefSeq and is a predicted model, not a curated record. Bases 1 to 735 code for a protein of 244 amino acids.